GUGAGAUUGAAACCUAUAUUCUAAACCCGGUCACAGAAUACUUGUUUAGUUAAUGUUUGUGUCUAGUUCCGGAUUUACCAGGAAUUUCGGAAUGGCCAUAUUCAGGGGAAAGCAAGUUCCGGUGCUCGGAUGGGCCUUCAUUCUGUGUUUGGUUAUAGAGCAAGUUAUGGCCAGGCCAGGUGGAGAAUGGUCCCAGUAUAAAGAUUUGUGUGCUGAUGAUCCUCACAAAAGGGAGAUGUGUCAGAGAUGUGCGAAGCAGACCAAAUCGCCGGUAGUCUACCCCAUGUGCUGUAAUGAAGAAGAUGAGGUGCACCAUUGGUGUAUACAAUACACGACGUUUGGGAAAGAAUAUUGAAAUGUCGUCUUGAGGCUUGUUUACACAUCACAAGUUGCACGACAGUGGCUCGAUUCAUCUAGCCCAGCUCGGAUGAUAACUUGCACUGUGUAAACAGGCCUUAACUCAUCACAUUCCUGAGGAAGACUGUCUGUGAUACUAUUUUCUGGAGAGUGAAUGGUGACUGAUGAAUACUUAUAUUUACCUCUAGCGAAGACAAUAUUUUUGCCAAGAUGCUUUAUAUUAAUUAGAGAUAAGUAUUUAAGAUGUGAUAUUACGUGGUUGUCAUACUACUUGUGUAGCCAAUGACGAUUGAAUCAAAAUUAAAUGUAACUAUUAUAUUAUGAAAUUCAAUCGUAAAAGGGAAAACGAAUCGUUUUAACCCCUUAUUCAAUUUAACAACAUCGUAGACUUUUUGAUUUUCGGAAUAACUUGUUUGAAAAUUCGCAACAUUCAAUGCAAAUAAUAGCACAUGCUAAAACACUUUUUCAGGAAUACAAGGUCAUUCUUAUUUUCAACGAAAAAAUUGUUUCACUAAGGUAAAAUCCAAAACUGUAAUUUAUAUGAAAAAAAACAAAAAUUUAUCAACGCUUAACAUCGUUAAUAUAUAAAUUGAAUCAAUUAAUAGAGAAAAAUCACGCGCCGUGGCAUAUGAGAUUUGUGUCACUGAGUAGUAACUUAAUGUUUGUGCCAAAAGUGUCUCAUUUAUAGGUAUGGUCCCUUUUUUUAUUUUUCGGAUAUUAAUAAAGAUUUAUUUAUUUUUUAAAUUCUGAGUGGUGUUUCGUUUUGAUUAAUACAUGAUGUGAAAGUUGUUAUCGUUUAUUUGACCAUGGCUCUUCUUUAUUGCUUAGAUAGAAUCAUUUGGCUUUCAACACUAUCUCAUGUCAACCAGCUUGCCAUAGUGUUUCUGUGAUUUCUUGCAUUUUGCCAAGCAUAUCAAAACCGUGGAUUCAAUUUUUGAAGCAAUUAUUUAUAUUUACCUUAAGAGACAUGACCAUAGGAUCAAUGUUGUUGUGGUCGUGACUUUUUUAAUUAUGCGGUGACGGAUCAUCACAGUUUGAGCUCGGUGAUUCUUAUAAAUAAAGUGAAUAUAUUUUUCAGAUGAUAUGAUUGAAACCGAAAUCAUAUUCGCUCUGUUCGGUUUCGUUCUGAGUUUGUUAAGAUUCAUUUAGCAUUAUUGCUACAAUGUCAAUUUUGUAUAAUUAUUCGCUUCCAUAUUUUUCUUUAAUCCAUUUUCUGUAAUUUUACAUUCUUGUCUAUUAAAAUUACAUCCCUAUGCAUUUUGAGUAUUCAUAAAGUGACUUUCUAAUUUCACCUUAAACAUUUUUAAAUUCGAACACUGUGAGUGUGACAGUAAUCAUUCGCAAGGCGCAGAUUCAGAACGGUUCUAAAAUAAUUCUCUAUAGAAGCCGAACAGUAAUCAUUUUUUUUUAUUUUUUCACUUGUCACUGAAAAUAAGAAUGGCCUAGGAGAGUUCAGUACAUAAUUUUCGGGUAAUCCUAAUUGUAUGUGAGGAAUUAACUACUCCUAGAUUUUCUCUACACCACGAAGCCGCGCAGGUAGAUGCCUAAGUACCAGGACAAAGCGGUUGCCAUGAGGAGCUUAAAGAAAUUUUGUUCUCAAUCUCGAUGAUCUAGGGAUAAAGGAGAGGUCGUAUUGGCCAGUUCUGGAUGCACGAAGUCCGACACAUUGGUCUAAUGGUAGAAAUAGCUAUAUGGACGACAGCCUGCCAGUGUGAAAGGGUCCCGAGACUGUCCGUAAGAGAAGAGUCAUCAAUCAGGCAAAAUAAACGGCUCUUUGGUAGAACUCGGCCAUCCAUCCAAAGUGGAUGAGCACUAUGACGAUUUUUGUUCGUCGUGGUACAGUACUGUGUUUUGAAAGCAUUAACCUGUACAUGAUUGUUGCAUCCCCAAGUAGUGAUAACCUUCAGGUCUCUCGUCAGAGAUGAAGUCGCUGCUAGUCUUCUUUUCUCCAGUACACUGGCAGAGAUCGGCUUCAGCAAAGCUGUGGAUUGGAUUGUUCGGGAGAGGAGGUCGUAGAUAUAUAAGGGGAACAGUGUUGGAGCAAAGACUGAUUCCUGGGAACACCCGCGUUGACGUUGUGGGAUGACCAGAAGAACCCGUCAAUUAUGACGGAUAUCUUGCGGUCAGAGAGCAGGUCUGCCACCCAUCUGCAAAGCUUCUCUGGAAGGCAACAGGAUGGAAAUUUGCAUAAGUGGGCAGCAUGCCACAGCUGAUCGAACGCUUUCUUCAUAUCAAGAGCAGCGACAUGAGCCUCACCAUAACUGGAUGGGCUUACUUCAGAAUUGGGUAAUCUGUGGAUCGCUGGUGCCGGAAAUCGUCAUGCCUGUCGCUAAUCAAGCCCUGACGUUCGUGCGAAUCCAGAAGCACCUCUCCAUAACCUUACUUAUAACAGAAAGCAGAGCUAUAGGCCUGCAGUUGUAAGUGUUGAUCUUAAACCCUCUGUUUGGGAUGGUGCCGGGUUCGUAAGAUAUAUGGAAGAGACGCGAAAGAAAAGGAGCAAGCUCCACUGCACACCUCUUCAAUACAACGGCAGGAAUCGAGUCUGGAUCAGAAGCUUUAUUUCCCAGAUAGUGUAGGCCACCCUCUGAAUCGACGGCACUCGGGCGUUGGAGGAUACGUCAAUGGAGGACUUUUUCCGCCUUAGCCUUUGAGUCAGUUACAAUCAUUCCAUCCUGGCACGUAAGUUGACUGUGCCUAAUUUCUAGAUCGUGCGGGUCUUUGUAAUUGAGGACCGUUGAUUUCGAUGUUCACAAAAUUACGAAAAUCCGGUAACGUUAGGCAGUUCUUAUUAUCUCUGGUCGAAUUAUAGUGAAAUAAAUGUUCUAUUAUCUCAUCUUCCAUUGUGCAGGUAUUCCUGAAGUUUGAUUUUAGAAUUCACUAUUUUAGCAACUGUAUAUGUGCUAGAAUUUUAAUAUCAGUAUUAUAUAUACAGUGUGGAAUGACAUGCAAGUCGUCAUAGGUACACCAGUGGUAACAUCCGAAAGGAUGAUGAGAAUUUUAUACUUUAGUAUUCAGGUUAGACGUGUGAUAGAAAUUGUGGCGAGAUGAAUGUAUGAAUCGUGCAAGACUAGCUAGACAUAAACGCAGCAUAAUUUUCAGGUUCCAUAUUCAGUUCUCAGAAAUGUAGUUUUUCAUAUUUUUAAGGUAUAUAAAAAUUGUUUUGAACCCAUAUCUACAUAAUAGUUAAAAAUGAUAGCAUUAUGUUUACGUAUAAUGUCAAAUUCACAUCUUGGGCCAACGUAAGCCAACACGAAUAUGUAAACGCUAACCCAAUGCACUUUGGCUGAAUGAUGACAUAUCAUUCCACGUUGGCACAAACGGUUGCUCAAAUGUGUGAAUGCGCCAUAACAAGUGUCCACUCAGCUUAUUUUGACUUUUUAACAUAUUUUAUUUUGUUAUCGAAUCAUUCUAAUUAAUAACACGGAUUAUUCAUUUUAUGAGGGUAAGUUAUGCUAGCUAGGUUUUAUUGGUGUGCUGAAAAAUAUUGAAUUUUGAUUUGUUCAUACCUAGAUGGCUGUGAUGUAUUUUGCAAAAUGUUCGUUUUAGUAGUAUGUGUGAAAUAUGAAUAGAUCAACUUGUAUAUAGUCAUCAAAAAAGAAUCUUACGAGGACAGAUAGACUCUUUUGCUUUUUAUUGUUCGAUAAUUCAAAAAAUUACAGCAGGACCUGUCAUUUGUUAAAUAUAUUUGAGUGGUGAUGUGUACGUUGUAUGUAUGUAAGCUUUUUGUAACUUUUUUAAUAAACAAUAAGCUAGUGUAAUUGUAUUUGUGUUUUUAUGACCCAUCUUUAAAUGAUAAAAUUAAUCCUAAACUUUUUUAAAUGAAUCAAGAUUGAUAUCAAUUAACUUGUUUCCUUGGGUUCACAGCGAUAAUGUUGACAUCGUUUGUGGAGUGCUGUUCAAAAAGGGCUGGUUAUUUUUUAAGCAGUUGAAAAAUAAACAAACUGAAAUUUUACUGUACCAUGUACUUUAUAAAUCUAUAAUAUAGUAUGAAAUCACUAUCAGUACAAAAAUACUCAAUUUUUAUUUCCCGCCAGACCUCUAUUUUCAAACCAAGAAAGUUACUGCUAUGUGAAGGACGAAAAAGCUUUGUAGGUUUUGGAAAUCGACCAGUGGCGGUGCAGUGCUAGAUUAACAUGUGUUACAUAUUAAUUGAGAUGCUGGAUCUAUACAGGGUGUUUCAAAUUCGACCCUCACUAUAAGAGAUACGAAGUCGCUUAACUAGAGGCAAAGUUGCGUAUUUUGGUAACCAACAAAUAAAUAAAUAUACAGGGUGGCCCAUCCAUGUGUGGACGGAAUAUUACUCAUAAAAAAUACAUUUUGGGAAAAUCUAUUUAUGGGAUGUUAUACACGACAUUUGAGGGCACAUUUCUAAUAUAUUGGCCAUUAUACA
Molecule: messenger RNA, 4747 nt
Organism: Acanthoscelides obtectus
Lineage: Eukaryota; Metazoa; Arthropoda; Insecta; Coleoptera; Chrysomelidae
Source: the annotation of a GenBank genome assembly